This is a messenger RNA of Anopheles bellator, 1562 nucleotides long. RefSeq names its product calmodulin-lysine N-methyltransferase. The coding region runs from base 1 to 1251 and encodes 416 amino acids. The transcript has a single exon. The record is from RefSeq and is a predicted model, not a curated record. NCBI's taxonomy places the organism in Eukaryota, Metazoa, Arthropoda, Insecta, Diptera, Culicidae. Gene Ontology annotation, molecular function: calmodulin-lysine N-methyltransferase activity. Gene Ontology annotation, cellular component: cytoplasm.
AUGCGUUCGUUGGCGACUGAAGAUGGCGCCGAGGCCGAGCCGGAGGACCCGCGUGCCGCCGCCAACCGCGAGGAUGACAUAAAUUGGAAAAUGUCAAGCCAGCAACAGGUGACACCGACGACAGCAGCAGCAGCAGCAGGCACCGAAGCGCCGCCGGUGGAUGGGGAGAAUAAUCCAAUUAAAUCGUUGCGACGGCAACAACACUGUGAUAUUACUGUGGACGCCACCGACGCCCCGGACGGCUUGGUGGCCCCGGAAACGGAUCGGCCCCGCGGUGGCUUGCGGCGGAUGCCGGCGAUCGGGUAUGACGAUGACGAUGGCGUCGAGGAUCCCCGGAAUGGCGAGCGGGAAAACGCCAACAAUAACCCGGCGACCCAGGACGAACCGGCCCUGGAACGGAACGAGCACAAAACGAUCAAUGCGCGGCGUCGCUGGAAGUUGUUGGCCAAGGCGCUGCGACACGAUUCCAGCGAGGAAGAUCAGUUUUCCAAGUUCAAUCUGAUCGAAGCGGAUCGCGUCGGGGACGAAAAGUACGAGAACGUGUACGUGUACCGGUUGUACGAUCGGUACCGGGUCAAGAUCCGGCUGAUCGGCCCCGAGCGCCCGUGGACGGCUACGGAGCUGAUUGGGUUCAACAAUACGGGCAACAUCUGCGUGUGGCCCUCGGAGGAAGCGCUCGCCUACUACGUCCUGGCGCGGCUGGCUCAAUUCGACGGCACCAGGGUGCUGGAGCUGGGCGGGGGAAUGACGUGCCUGGCCGGGCUGGUACUGGCCAAGUACGGCCAACCGGCGUUCGUGCACGUGUCCGACGGAAACGAGCUGUCGGUGGAGAACGUGCGCAAGUCGUUGGUGUUGAAUAAGUUCAACUGUACGAUCAAGUCGUCCGUUUUGAAGUGGGACCGGUCGGCGGUUGGUUCCGUCGAGCCGAAGUACCAGUUUAUCCUGUCGGCCGACUGUCUGUUCUUCGACGAGUCACGAUCGCAGCUGAUCGACACGGUCUGGCUGCUGCUGGCGGAGGAGGGAGUGGCCAUUGUAACGGCCCCGAGACGCGGCAACACCUUGGGGCUGUUUUUGAACGAGUGCGUCGCCCGGGGGUUCCACUAUGAGCUGCUCCAGUGCUACAACGAGGCCAUCUGGGCGCGCCAUCUUGAGCUGAAGCUGAUGGAGGGCUACGAUGAAAACAUUCACUACCCGCUGCUGGUGAAACUGUACAAAUACGCUCACGGAUCGGUGCUGCAUCGGUUGUUGUGACCCGCCACGCCAUUGCGUGACCACAUUUGCGUUUCGGCCGCCGAAGAGUGGAGCGAAGUAGUAACUGUAGGUUAGGUUAGUACCAAACAUUUCCAGAACUUGAAAAAGCAACAAAACACAUCCAAACAAACCCCCACAUGCCGCCAGCUUGGUCCCAGGUCUGUGGGUGUGUCGAGAGUGGCCGUUCCGGUACCGGCUUCUGUGACGGCGUGGCCUUUGCCGGGGCCGGAUUCAGCAGCAUCGCGUGUUUGAUUGAUACAUUCACUUAAUUAGUGCUCGUCGUAAUUUCAUUUAAAGUCCAUCCUGUUGCA